UAUGGCCAGGCAGGUGAGUGUGGGAGAAAUAGUUUCAGCCAUGCCGCGAACACACCGACACCUGUCUGGAUUAGGAGCUGUUUCUGUUUGCCAGCUCGUCUUUCUGUGAACCAGGAGACAGUGACGUGGUCUCAUCUCACCUGGACGCUCGUGAUCCGGCAGCGGUUUCACCUGUCACCGCAGCAGCAGGGAGGCUACCGGUCCGACAGGUGGAGCAGGACCGGUCCGACAGGUGAGCAGGACCAGGUGCAUUCCGCCACACAGACACGCAUCCGCCUGCUGCAGGAUCACUCUAAGCCCCACUGCUGUUUCUGUCUAACUGAUGCUGUGUCCAGAUGUAAGAACAAAGACUUCUCCGACCUGAAACUUUCUGUUCCUCCUGACUGGUGCAAACUGCACACUGAGUGGUCAACAUCUCCUGCUCUGCUGACUGCAGCUGGGAGAGACUGCUGCAGGAGGACUGGGCCGCUUCUUCCCGUUGCCACGACGAUGCAGGUGUUAAUCCCACCUGCUGUGUCGGUGUUGGUGUCUCUGCUCAGCUUGACUCUGCUGCUGCUGCUGUGUGUCAUCAGGAAGAAAAGAAGUAUGGAGGGAACGUACCGGCCCAGCGCCGAGGAGAACAAACAGACGAGGUCGGCGGCGCCUGAGAAACCUGGCCUGCCUCUCCCGCUGCCCAAAGAGGAACGCCUCAUAUGAUGGAUGUAUAGAGGCAGACUGGACCAAUACCUGGAUCAAUACCUCCUGCUUUCUGAUGCUGCUUUGCUGCUGGAAUGAUCCUGUAUUUAAAAACCUUGAGACACACUGAACACCUUUUCAUUCUUGGCAACACUGAUCGGACUACGAAUCAUACCGCCUGUUUCACUGCAUGAAAAGAGGAAAUAAGUGUCAUUUAGCGUAUUCAAAAGUAAUCACUCCCUUUAUUCUGCCACAUAAAGAACAUGAUCUGAAGUAUAUUUUGUAUUUGUACAGAGGUUUGUAUAUUUUUACUGUUCUGUGUAUUUAUAUAAAACAUUGUGUUUUACACUAUUUCCAGUUAUGAAGGGUAUUGAUUAAAACAAUGACUGUGAUGCACUUUUAUGUCUAAAAACUUCAUUAUGUAUGAUACACAAGGUGUUCUGUUAAUAAACGAGGAAUGUGCAAACCUC
This is a messenger RNA of Centropristis striata (black sea bass), 1145 nucleotides long. RefSeq lists its product as uncharacterized. The annotation marks the transcript as partial. The record is from RefSeq and is a predicted model, not a curated record. The transcript is spliced from 5 exons. NCBI's taxonomy places the organism in Eukaryota, Metazoa, Chordata, Actinopteri, Perciformes, Serranidae.